Messenger RNA from Hydractinia symbiolongicarpus, 2319 nucleotides. RefSeq names its product traB domain-containing protein-like. The record is from RefSeq and is a predicted model, not a curated record. The coding region runs from base 434 to 1804 and encodes 456 amino acids. The transcript has a single exon. NCBI's taxonomy places the organism in Eukaryota, Metazoa, Cnidaria, Hydrozoa, Anthoathecata, Hydractiniidae.
UUAAGAUUGAUUUUGAUUAAUCUUUUCUGAACUUAUUCUUAAGUUUAGAAUAUUUGACAAGAGACUUCUUAGGUCCCUCAGAGUAUAUCUGAAAAGCAUUGAAAAUUGAAUUUGGUAUUUCUUGAUGUGGCCCAUGUUUUUUAAUAAUGUGUAUUAUCCUGAGAACAUUAUUGUAUUGAUUGUGAGUAACGGUUCUGUACAUGUUAUUGCUUCAACCAACCAACACGCACUUGUUCUUUAAUAGAAUAUGCUUUAUAAGUAUAUUCGGUGAGAGUUUGACUUAAAAACAGUAUGUCUAUUGUUUAGAACAAUAAGGGAAUAAAAAACGACCAGCCUGGUCAGAUAUUAUUAUAAUGUAGGUAUUAUUAUAAAAAAGCCUGCACUCAAGCUACAUGUUGUGUUUUAUAUCUGUAGAUAUUUAGAAUACAUAAAAAUGUCGGACAAAGAAGAUGUGGGAUUGUCCUCACCUAAAUCAAAUCAUUUCGCUGAAGAAGAGGAAAAAGUAGAAGACGAUAACUCUGUCUUUACAAAUGGUGAUAUUGAAAACGAAUACGACUUCGGUAGUGCUAGUAGCAGGCGCGAGUCUGACGAAGAUUCAUGGGAGACUGUAUCGGAAGAAAUGAGAGCAGAGGCGAUGGAGCAUGAAAAUGAAGGGCAAUGCUGUUGUAACGCCUGUUCUAUGAAAUCAAUGAUGCUUUCCACAAGACUGCAAAACAGGAGCGAGUAUCUGGACACUUCGUUACCAGAAAAUGUUACAAAGGUCGUCACGGAGACUGGGUCUAGUAUAUAUGUUGUGGGCACUGCUCAUUUCAGUGAAGCAAGUCAAGACGACGUGAAAAGGGUUAUACAAUACUUGUCGCCCGACGUUGUCAUGGUAGAGUUGUGUCCAAGUCGUGUUGGUGUUUUGAAAUACAACGAAGAAGAACUUUUGAAGGCUGCACAGGAUGUGAGUUUAGCGAAAUUAAAAAUGGCUAUUAAAGAUAGCGGAAGCGUUAUUAGUGGCGUAAUGCAAUUACUGUUGUUGAGUAUGUCAGCCCAUAUUACGAAACAGUUGGGGAUGGCUCCUGGUGGAGAGUUUCGUGUUGCAGCUAAGCAGGCCAAAGAGAUCCCUGGUUGUCGAUUAGUGUUGGGGGAUAGACCUAUACAAGCAACGCUUGGUCGCGCAAUGGCUUCGUUGUCUGUCUUUCAGAAAAUUAAGUUAGGUUGGCAUUUAUUGUUUUCGAAAGAUAACAUCACAAAAGAAGACGUCGAAAAAUACAAACAAAAGGAUAUGAUAGCUGAAAUGUUAGCUGAAAUGACUGGCGACUUUCCGGAACUGUCUCGAGUAUUCGUUGAAGAGCGCGAUCAAUAUAUGGCACAAAUGCUGGUGCACUGUGCCAACAUGGUGAAGAAUGAUCUUCCUGCGUAUAUAUAUUUAAACAACGGCAGUGAAAGUAGUAGAGAGAAAGAUAAAAGCAGCAAGAAUAUUGAGGACGAAGAACAAGAGCCUGCGAAACAAUCCAAAGAAGCAGGAGACGAACGAGUCGUUAAAAAGGACGGCAAAAGCUGCGAGGAAGAAAACAGUGAAAAGACGGUAGAAAGUAUAUCUAGGUCGGAUUAUAAUCCAGUUAUUGUUGGCGUCGUCGGAAUCGGUCAUAUGAACGGUGUCAUUGAAAAUAUCGGAAAAGAAGUGGACAUGAACGCUUUAAAUGAAGUGCCCCCUCCUUCAUACGCAAAUCGUGCAUUCAAAAUGGCACUUAAAGCUGCGGUGGUCGCGGCUGUUAGUUGGGGUGUAUAUUCAGUUAUAAAUUGGGUGAAGUCUUAAAUUAAUACAACAUUUUUUUAUUCGUAUUAGUAAAUUGUUUUUUCUGUAAAAUAAUUUAUAUUAGAAAAUAUAGAAUGGUGGAAUAUAUGUUCAGUUUAGGAAGCUAGACCAUUAAGUUUAAAAGGCUUUGCACAAAAGAAAGAUAGAAGAGUACCUUAUUUAUACUGCUUUUCGCUCAGCAGGAAAAUAUCUAUUUCGCGAAAUUUUACGCAAUAUUAACAAGAACAAUACGUUUUCCGUGUUUUAAUUAUCGCGCAAGUUUAAAUUCCCCCGUAAAAUUAAGGGUUUUGAAAUACGCAUAGUUUUCUUUUGUAAUUUUUUUUAAAUCUCGCGCACCAACGAACAAUUUUGAGUAAUUGCGCGUGGACCUAAUUCGUAUACAUUUCUGCGGAUAUUUAAUUUCCAGAUAAAUCAUUCAAAUCAUUUAACACAUCAAGGUUUAUUUGAAUAGGUAUUACAGGAGUAAAGGGUCACCUUUUUGUAAACAUGAAUAGAAUAUAUGAAAACCAACUUGA